Messenger RNA from Aplysia californica (California sea hare), 2415 nucleotides. Its product is annotated as lactase-phlorizin hydrolase. The record is from RefSeq and is a predicted model, not a curated record. Gene Ontology annotation, molecular function: beta-glucosidase activity. NCBI's taxonomy places the organism in Eukaryota, Metazoa, Mollusca, Gastropoda, Aplysiida, Aplysiidae. Gene Ontology annotation, biological process: carbohydrate metabolic process.
GUAAAGGCCUUAGUAUCUGGGACAUGUUCACGUCAGACAGCAGUCACGUGACCGGAGGUGGGGACGCCAAACAGUCAGCAGACACCUACCACCACGUCGACGAUGACGUGACUUUGCUCAAAAACCUCGGGGUGGGCAGCUAUAAAUUCUCCAUCUCAUGGCCUCGAAUUUUCCCCAACGGCACGAAAGACAAUGUGAACCAAGCAGGUGUCAAGUUUUACAACACUCUGAUUGACAAGCUCUUGGCCAAUCAGAUCACGCCAUUUGUCAGCCUGUACUACUGGGACCUGCCCCAAGACCUACAGGACAAAGGCGGUUGGUCCAAAGACGAGUCGGUCACGUGGUUCGGCGACUAUGCUGACUUCUGCUUCAAGACUUUUGGCGACAGGGUGAGAAGAAGAAGAAGAAGAAGAAGAAGAACAGCCAUCAAGGCCGGAUGUGACGUGCGAGGCUACUUCGUGUGGUCACUCCUGGACGGUUUCGACUGGUCACUGGGCUACACCAGCAAGAGCGGCCUGUACUACGUGGACAUGGACAAAGGAGAGAAGCGUCGUUUCCCGCGCUCCUCCGCCACUUUCUACAAGAAGAUGAUCGCAAAUAACGGACUCACCGACGAGCUUGUUGUCUACAGGGCUUACCCAGCAGACCGGGACGAGUUCCUGUACGACACCUUCCCACGUGACUUCAUGUGGGGCGUGGCCACGGCAUCUUACCAAGUGGAAGGUGGCUGGGACGCUGAUGGCAAAGGCCCUAGUAUCUGGGACACAUUCGCCCACAACAACCGACUGGACAAUGGCGAUACCGGUGACGUGGCCUGUGACAGCUACCACUUGUACAUGGAGGACGUGCGCAUGCUCAAACAGCUGGGGGUGAACUUUUACCGUUUCUCCAUCGCCUGGACUCGGGUGAUGGCUGACGGGACACCUGCUACCACCAACCAGGCCGGCAUUGACUACUACAACAAACUGAUAGACGCACUUAUAGCUGCUGGGAUCACUCCCGUGGUGACUCUCUACCACUGGGACUUGCCACAGGCCUUGGAGGUUGCAAGUGCCGAAAUUCUCUUACUAUCAAAAAACAAAAUCUACUUCGCCCAGGUCAAGUACUGGAUCACGUUCAACGAGCCGUGGGUGGUGAGUUGGCUGGGCUAUGGUAAUGGGAUGGAUGCUCCGGGAAUCUCCGACCCCGGUCACGCCCCCUACGUGGUGGCUCACAACAUCAUCCGGUCACACAGCCGGGCCUACCAUCUCUACAGAGACAACUUCUACUCCAAGUACUCAGGUAAGGUCGGUAUCACCCUAGACAUAGACUGGAAAGAACCUUUGACUGACUCGAGUGAAGACGCCGCGGCCGCCGACAGAGCUUUGCAGUUCAAGCUGGGCUGGUUCGCCAACGCCAUCUUUGCCGGGUCCGGCGACUACCCCGAAGUGAUAAGACAGCUUGUGGACGAGAAGAGCAGGAAACAAGGACUGGCCAAAUCUAGACUGCCCAGGUUUACAGAGGCCGAGAAGAAUCUCAAUAAAGGCGCCUAUGACUUCCUGGCCCUGAACCACUACACCACAAAACUGGUCAGCAACCACCCUCGGCCUACCACUGACCCGAGCUACGACCAGGACCAAGACGUCGAGCAUCACGCCGAUCCUUGCUGGCCCAAGACUAUCGCCUCCUGGCUCCAGGUGAAUCCCUGGGGAAUCCGGAGUAUUCUGAGGUGGGCACGUGACACCUACCACAACCCGGAGAUCAUCAUCAGCGAGAACGGCUGGCCAGACAGAGGGCAUGACCUCACCGACGACGGACGCAUCUACUACCUCAAGUAUUACAUCAACGAGUUGCUCAAAGCCAUUAAACUGGAUGGCGUCAGGGUCAAAGCGUACACAGUCUGGAGUCUGAUGGACGUUCUGGAGUGGACCGGCGGUUACUCCGCUAAACUGGGCCUGCAUCAGGUGGACUUCGACAGCCCAAACAGGACUCGUACCCCACGCGCCUCAGCCUUCUUCUAUCAAAAAGUCAUCAAAGAUCAUGGCUUUCCCAAGCCAGAGUCUCCAUGACGUGCUCGCAGACUCAGCAGAGAUGUUGUCCUCCACUGGGCUAGCGACAGGGAAAGAAGGGCAGAGGAAGACAGAGAACAACAUACACUGAGGUUUUGAACAACUUAGUUACAAAUUAAACAAUGAGAAAAACCGAGCUGUCAGGAAAACAGACAAUAGGAAGGAGUAGGGUAUUAUGAUUGCCAAUGUCUUCCCCAGACCUGGCUUUGCAAGAAGGAGAAGAAGAAGAAGAAGAAGAAGAAGAAGAAGAAGAAGAAGAAGAAGAAGAAGAAAAAGAAUAGGGUUAGCACCAAAACCAAUGUUGAUAAUGGGAUAUUGGCGCAUACAGAAUGUCCUGUAAUAAACGGAUGAAUAAUACAUAAUCAAA